UGGUGCCGUGGUGCUGCCCGGUCAACAAACCUGCCUGGUCCAGGGAGAGGGAGCCCCCGGGGCUGGGACCCAUGGGGGACAUCCACUACCCCAGCCUCACUGCCUCAGUUUCCCUGCUGCAGAGCAGGCUGGCAGUGUCAGCAUAGGCCAGUCGCAGGGGGAGUUUAUCCAAAAAUGUGAGGGCAGGAUGGGCCUGAGCCAGAGCAAUGGUUGUGGGCACUGGAUGUGGCUCAGCCCCAGACACCCACUUGCUCUCCAUGCCAUGAGCCCAGACCCUCUCCGGAGCAGGGUCUGUGCCUGGGAAGCCACAAAAACCACUGAGGUCACCGGGCUGUGCCUCAACCCCAGGCUAAAACACCAGUCCAGCCAUCCUGCUCCUUGGGACAGGAUCCAUCCUGGCACUGCCAGACCCUGCAGCCAGUGGGCAACAAUCAAGAGUGGGGCACUGGGGUCACCCUCACGCCCUCCUCAGACACGGUACAGGGCACGGGGCAUCACCCGGUCCCUGCCGUGCUCUGGGCUGGGUCUCACACAAGGCUGCAUUCAUUCAGGGCUGGGUGAUUAGAGAGGGAAGGGGCCAACACUGACACCCAACACGGGUACAAGUUAUCCCUACUCUUGUGUAACCUGUUGCAUAAAGCGGGGGCGGGCAGGGGGUGCUGCCAGCGUCAGGGACUAUAAAGGUGGGUUGGGAAGUGGCAGAUCCACGCAGCCUCUCCUGCCCACGUCCAGCCCCCAGAGCAAGGAUGGCGGUGAUGCUGCCCAGCCUGGCGCUGGCCCUGCUCUGCCUGUUACGGGCAGGGGCUGAGGUCCCCGUGCAGCCGGGCUUCAACGCUGACAAGUUUGCAGGGACGUGGCAUGUUACAGCUGUCGUUGCCAACUGCUCCGUGUUCAUGAAGAUGAAGGAUCAGAUGAAGUCGUCCAUUGCCACCUUCAGCUUCACGCCGGAGGGAGACCUGCUUAUGAAGCUCGCCAUGCCCACGCUGGACAAAUGCCAGAAGUUUGAGCUGCUCUUCCAGCAAACAGGGCAGGCAGGGCACUAUGUGGAGGCACAAGAGAAGAAGGAUCUGCGAGUGGUGGAGACGGACUACAGCAGCUACGCCAUCGUGCGCGAGCUCCACCAUAGCGGGCAGGAGCUCAACGCCGCACUGCAGCUCCUCAUGCGGGAGCAGGACAUGAGCCCCCAGCUCCUGCAGAAGUUCAAAGAGCUCAUCCCCGUUGCGGGCCUGAACAAGGACAUGCUGGUCGUCCUGCCCAAGUCGGAUCAGUGCUCUGAGGCCAUCAGCUGAAAGGGCCGACGCCAGGGCUGUGUGCCCUCCAGACCUGGUGGAAAUGGGGCUCUGCUCCCCCCUCCAUGGUGCCCCUUCCCGUCCUCCCCUGCCAGGCCCUGCCAGACCUGCUGCCCCAUGCCAGGAUCACACCUCAUCUUCCUAAAUAAAUAGGUGCAGAAGCUGC
Columba livia (rock pigeon) is the source of this 1455-nucleotide messenger RNA. Its product is annotated as lipocalin-15. The record is from RefSeq and is a predicted model, not a curated record. The coding region runs from base 747 to 1289 and encodes 180 amino acids. The transcript is spliced from 7 exons. Gene Ontology annotation, molecular function: small molecule binding. NCBI's taxonomy places the organism in Eukaryota, Metazoa, Chordata, Aves, Columbiformes, Columbidae.